This is a messenger RNA of Spodoptera litura, 745 nucleotides long. RefSeq names its product thiosulfate sulfurtransferase/rhodanese-like domain-containing protein 3. Lineage: Eukaryota; Metazoa; Arthropoda; Insecta; Lepidoptera; Noctuidae. The record is from RefSeq and is a predicted model, not a curated record.
CCUCCCUUACGCUGUCAGGCUGACAAACAGUUAUAAUAAAUAAAAACUUAUGUACCUAUUUGGCGUCGUAUUUGUAAAAUAACAUUUUAGAGUUGGACUUUGUCAUAGUACAAGGCGGUGGACGGAUGAAGAUUGUAUUUUUGGAGGCCUAAGUGGUUGUACCUACACAAUUCAUUAUGUUGUCUUUUCAUUAUUCAUUACGCCCCAUAAUAACAACAAUGAAGUCACAGUUAAAUGCAUGUCUUCUGUUCGAUCGAAAGUUUAUUCUAUAUACGAAAAGAACAUACUCGGAGAAGGAAACUUUGGAAUCAACUAUGGUAGACCCAAAAAGAGUAGUGAGUUAUGAUGACAUGUUGAAAAUUAUUUACCAGCCAGAGAAGAUGAUCAUUGAUGUCAGGGAACCCGAAGAAAUACAGAGCACUGGCCAGAUUCCAUCCAGCAUCAAUAUACCAUUGAAAUCAGUUCAUGAAGCUUUGGAUUGCAUGUCAGAAGAAGACUUCAGAUGCCAGUAUUGCCGUGAAAAGCCAGCAUUGUCUGAUGAGCUGAUCUUCUAUUGUAAAACUGGAAGACGCUCUACUAUAGCUCUAAACCAAGCCCUGAAGCUUGGUUAUGUGAACUCUAAAAAUUAUUUGGGAAGCUGGACAGAGUGGUCACAGAAAAGCAAACUUCAUUGAUGCAGUUGCAAUUGUAUAAAAUGUGAUUCUUAAUAAAUGUGAUGUGUAAUAAAAUGGUGCUUUCGUUUUUA